UUAGUGACGACACAGCGCUUCAUGAAAACUCUUAUGAGGAAAAGUGGAUGGCAUCUAUACCUGAUGACCAACUCCUUUCAGCUGUUACUAUUCCCGGAACUCAUGAGAGCCUAACUCUGCAUGGUGGACCUCUUAUACAGUGUCAGGCUUGGACCUUGGAGAACCAGCUGAAAGCAGGAUUGCGGUACUUUGAUUUACGUAUAGAGGCCAGUAUUUUCCACAACACCCUUGAUGUCAUGGAUGGGCAUAUAAAACAUACCAAGUUCCAUGAUGUGCUAAACAUUCUGUGGGAGUUCUUGGGCAAACAUGACAGUGAGACUGUAGUUUUGAGAGUGACACUGCAAGGGAUGAGUAUCUGGAAUGCUAGAGAAUCUAUCAAGGAUUUGAUUAAGAAAUCCAAAGAUAAUGUAUGGACAAAGACGUUGGUCCCCCACAUGCGAGACGCGAGAAGGAAGAUCGUCUUUGUGCAGAGUACCAAUUUCAAUGUCGGAACCCUUAACCAUAACAUUUGUGUCACUUACGAUGGAUGGUUCAAAAACAUUGAAAACAAGAUGAAAACAAUCACAAAACAUCUGAAAGAAGCUCAAAAGAAUUGUGCUCAUACAAUUUCCUUGACUGACACCUCCACCACAGGCUUUUUCAUAGGCCCUAAAACUGUGGCCAAAGUGGUUAAUGAUCAGCUCAAUAAGCUUUUAGGUAAACUAAAGACAGGCUCUGAUAAACCAAACUGCUUGGGGGUAAUCAGCAUGGACUUUCCCAGUCCAGAUCUCAUCCAGAACAUCAUUGAGGUCAAUAGACAACCAGGAAGCGGUUCAUCUGAUCACCUAGUAGAGCCUGAACCAGCAGAGCCUGAACCAGCAGAGCCGGAACCACUAGAGCCUGAAUCUGCAGAGCCUGAACCAGCAGCGCCUGAAGAAUCUGAACCAGCAGAGCCUGAGCCAGUAGAAGAGUCUGAACCAGUAGAGACCGAACCUUCAGGGGAGACUGAACCAGUACAGCCUGAACUAGCAGAGGUUGAACCGAUAGAGCCUGAACCAGUAGAGCCUGAGGCAGUAGCAGAGCCUGAUACGGUAGAGCCAGAACCAGUAGAGUCUGAACGAGCAGAGCCUGGGGAGGCUGAACCAUCAGGGAAGACUGAAGCAGUAGAGCCUGAACCAGCAAAGGCAGAACAACUAGCAGACCAUGAAGAACUUAAACCAGCAGAUAGUGGUGUGCCUAAACCAGCAGAGCCUGAGCCAGCAGAGCCUGAGCCAGUUGAGCCUGCACCCGCAGAUUCUGAACCAGCAGAUUCUGAAGCAGCAGACCCUGAACCAGCAGAGCCUGGGGAGCCUGAACCAGCAGAGCCUGAACCAGCAGAACCUGAACCAGUAGAGCCUGAACCAGUAGAGUCUGAACCAGCAGCACCGGAAGAAUCUGAUCCAGAAGAGCCUGAGCUAGUAGAAAAGCCUGAGCCAGCAGAACUUGAACCAGCAGAGAGAGAACCAGCAGAGCAUGAAGAAACAGAACUAGCAGGGCCUGAAGCAGCAGAGCCUGGGACUGCAGAACCUGAACCAGCUGAGCCUGAACCCGCAGAACCUAAACUAUUAGAGCCUGAGCCAGUAGAACCUGAGCCAGUAGAGCCUGAACCAGGAGAGCCUGAACCAGAAGAGCCUGAACUGGUAGAGCCUAAACGGGUAGAGCCUGAACCAGGAGAGUCUGGACCAGCAGCACAGGAAGAACCUGACCCAGCAGAGCCUGAGCCAGUAGAAGAGCCUGAACCAGCAGAGCCUGAACCAGUAGAGUCUGAACAUUCAGGGAAGACAGACCCAGCAGAGCCUGAUCCUGCAGAACCUGAACCAGCAGAAAGAGAACUAGCAGGGCCUGAACCAGCAGAGCCUGGAGAGCCUGAACCAGCAGAGCCUGAGCUAGUAGAGCCUGAAACAGAAGUGCCUGAGCCAGUAGAGCCUGCACACGCAGAUUCUGAACCAGCAGAGCCUGAAGCAGCAGAUCCUGAAAUAGCAGAGCCCGGGGAGCCUGAACCAGCAGAGCCUGAACCAGCAGAGCCUGAACCAGUAGAGUCUGAACCAGCAGCACUGGAAAAAUCUGAUCCAGCAGAGCCUGAGCCAGUAGAAAAGCCUGAAACAGCAGAGCCUGAACCAGUAGAGUCUGAACAUUCAGGGAAGACAGACCCAGCAGAGCCUGAUCCUGCAGAACCUGAACCAGCAGAAAGAGAACUAACAGGGCCUGAACCAGCAGAGCCUGGAGAGCCUGAACCAGCAGCACCUGAGAAGAAAGCCUGA
This is a messenger RNA of Oncorhynchus nerka (sockeye salmon), 2279 nucleotides long. Its product is annotated as fibrous sheath CABYR-binding protein-like. Gene Ontology annotation, molecular function: phosphoric diester hydrolase activity. Lineage: Eukaryota; Metazoa; Chordata; Actinopteri; Salmoniformes; Salmonidae. Gene Ontology annotation, biological process: lipid metabolic process. The transcript has a single exon. The coding region runs from base 48 to 2279 and encodes 743 amino acids. The record is from RefSeq and is a predicted model, not a curated record.